Durio zibethinus is the source of this 1551-nucleotide messenger RNA. RefSeq names its product DNA-directed RNA polymerase I subunit RPA12. The record is from RefSeq and is a predicted model, not a curated record. NCBI's taxonomy places the organism in Eukaryota, Viridiplantae, Streptophyta, Magnoliopsida, Malvales, Malvaceae. Gene Ontology annotation, cellular component: RNA polymerase I complex. Gene Ontology annotation, molecular function: zinc ion binding; nucleic acid binding. Gene Ontology annotation, biological process: termination of RNA polymerase I transcription; DNA-templated transcription.
CAAAAUCUUCCUAUUUAUGGCUAACUGAGAUAAGCCUCUAGAUAUCACAUUGACUGCAGUUUGGACCCAGAAUUUAAGACUUUGGGGCUAAUACAACAACGGGCUCUUCGGCGUAGCCUAAGGCCUAAACUAGAAAGUAGUCCUUUGGGCCUGCAGUUGACAGCCUUUCAAGAAAUCAGAAUUGGCCUACUAGGCCUAAGUGCUAACUGGUUUGCUUCUUCUCCUGCUUCUAGGGUUCUAGUACAAUACUUUUCUGAGACUCUGACCACAAACAAGGGUUUAUCAUUUAUUAGUUUCCCCAGCAACAUCGGCGGGAGCUAGUCAUAACAAAAUACGAAUAAGAGAUUUUUACCUUUUGUUGAGCUUCUUUGAUCUGUAUAAAACGCCCCAGUCGACAAUUUGUUGAAUGUAAGAUUCAUGGCAUAUUCUCAGGCGCGUGACUUCAUGUUCUGUAGCUUGUGUGGUACAAUGCUGUCUUUGGUAUCACCCAAGUAUGCAGAAUGCCCUUUGUGCAAGUCUAAACCAAGUGCAAAAGGGAUUUUGGGCAGAGAAAUAGGUUAUACUAUUACUGCUGAGGAUAUUCGGAGAGACUUGGGCAUCUCACAUGUUAGUGAAGAGAUGACAACAAAAGAAUCAGCAGCGUUGAUCAAACAGACUUGUAAAAGCUGUGGAAACCAAGAGCUUGAAUACAGUACCAGACAAACGAGAUCAGCAGAUGAGGGGCAGACUGUAUACCUUAGGUGCCCGAAAUGUAAAUGGCAGGGUUCAGAAAAUUGAGUCUCUGUUCAUCUUUCCAGAACUCAGUGGCCAUCCAGAUGAGCAGAUGAUGAAGGUUUUUUAGGUGCCCGAAAUGUAAAUGGCAGGGUUCAGAAAAUUGAGUCUCUGUUCAUCUUUCCAGAACUCAGUGGCCAUCCAGAUGAGCAGAUGAUGAAGGUUUUCAAGUACUUGAAAACCUUGCUUUGGGCCAAGGCAAAGAAAAUAUAAAAACAACUUUCUUCCUUUCCUCUUUUUCUUGAACAAAAUUUUGUUCCAUUGAAUGUAUUACUACUAAAUGCCUAGAUAAUUUUAAUAUAUUGCUCUGGUUCUUAAAAUAGCUUGGUAGCCGGCUUGAUUGGGCCUUAUAAACAGUGGGAUGCUACUGACUCUGACUAUGCUUGCAUGAUUCGAUUUCAUUUUCCAUAAGAGUACACAGUAAGGAUGGAAACAGGAAAUGCCUGCGUAUACACUAGUAGGAUUAUUAAUUACAUAAAAAAAAAUAUAUUUUUAAAAAGAGAAACAUUCUUUGUUCCGAAACAACCUUAUAUUUAUUAAACAAAAGAAAUGGCAAAGCCUUGACAUAUAAUUUAUGUUCACCCCAAUUCAAAAACAAGGUGGUGAUCACAGCAUACGGAUCUAUAAUUACAAUACAACACUAAGAUUGAUAGAACAAAAGAAAAAAAAAAAAAAAGAAAACUUCAACAAUCUCUUGACCCAAGCCUUAACCCUUCUUUUUUUCGUUUCUCUCCUUUUUCCUUUUGCGCACCUCGAUUCAGGAUUUAAAAAAAAAAAAAG